Patella vulgata (common limpet) is the source of this 4471-nucleotide messenger RNA. Its product is annotated as myosin-IIIb. Lineage: Eukaryota; Metazoa; Mollusca; Gastropoda; Patellidae. Gene Ontology annotation, cellular component: myosin complex. The transcript is spliced from 30 exons. Gene Ontology annotation, molecular function: cytoskeletal motor activity; protein binding; ATP binding. The record is from RefSeq and is a predicted model, not a curated record. The coding region runs from base 108 to 3278 and encodes 1056 amino acids.
UGAGUCACCAAGCCCCUGUACUUACCGUAUCUACCCGUAAACACUAGUAUAUAAAAUGUUAGCAGUGUGAAAGCAGUGUUUAAUAUUUAGAGACAAGGAUAUUUAAAAUGGAUAGACAAGAGAAAGGAUAUGCGGAGGAUUUAGCAACCCUUGCUAAACUAGAUGAUCAGAUACUUUUAGAGGAAAUACAUGAACGUUAUAAAAGGGAUAUCAUCUAUACGUACGUUGGAGAUAUAUUAAUUGCAGUUAACCCCUUUAAAGAUCUUGGCAUCUAUGGAAAAAAGGAAUCAGAAAUGUAUAAAAUGGCCAAGAAGAGUGCCAACCCACCUCAUAUAUAUGCCGUGGCUGAUAUGGCGUUUCAAUCUAUGAUAGGACAAGGUGGAUUAUUACCAGCAGAUCAGUGUAUAUUAAUCAGUGGUGAAAGUGGUGCUGGUAAAACAGAAAGUACUAAGUUGAUUAUAAAGCAGUUAAUAGAAUUAUGUAAUGGUACUAGUCAACUAGAACAACAAAUAUUACAGGUGAAUCCCCUACUCGAGGCGUUUGGUAAUGCUUUAACUCAGAUGAAUGAUAAUUCCAGUAGAUUUGGCAAAUACAUCCAGUUACGGUUUCAAGAUGGCAAAGUGAAAGGUGCCAAGAUAUCUGAAUAUCUUUUAGAGAAGUCACGUGUAGUAGGUCAACAUGAAGAAGACGAAAACUUUCAUAUAUUUUAUUACUUAUUUGCCGGACAAUCACUGGAGAAAAGCAAUAAAUUUGAGCUAGCCGCCACAACAAAUUACAGAUACCUCUCAAAUGGGAUAAAUUCUUUAAGAAACAACCUCCCGUUUUUACAGAAUCAGUAUAAGGAAUUGAUAAACGCUUUAGAUUUAGUUGGCUUUACAGAUGAGGAACAACUUGGUCUUUUUCAAAUGGUGGCCAGCGUUCUGCAUCUGGGAAAUAUUUCAUUUCAAACCGAUGAAAAUGACGUUACAACUGUUUCCAAAGCUGACCCUCUGAAUAAAGCCACGGAUCUACUAUCAAUCAAUAAAAAAGAAUUAAACGAAUGUUUAACUUCCAUGGUAACAGUAACUAAGGGAGAAUACAUUAAAAUCAACUAUUCUAAAGAGAAAGCCGAAGAUUGUCGAGAUGCUCUAUCUAAAGCUAUCUAUGGUCGAGUAUUUGGAUGGAUUGUGAAUAAAGUCAACCAGCUCUUAGCACCAGACUAUAAGAAAAAUAGUGAUAUCAGAGAAAUAGGUAUAUUGGAUAUUUUUGGAUUUGAACAUUUUGAAAAGAACAGUUUUGAACAAGCCUGCAUAAAUUUAGCUAAUGAACAGUUACAGUUCUUCUUCAAUCAGCAUAUCUUUAAAAUGGAACAAGAAGAAUAUAUAAAAGAAGGUAUUGGUUGGACAGAAAUUCCAUUUAUAGACAAUAAACCUCUAUUGGAUUUGUUCCUUGUAAAACCAAUAGGUAUCCUCGCUCUUUUAGAUGAAGAAUGUCGGUUUCCCAAAGCUACAGAUACGACAUUUGUUGAAAAGUUAAAUCAUUGUAUAAGUAAAAAUGAUCAUUAUCAGAAAUCACAGAAAAGUUCACCACCAUGUUUCUCUAUCAACCAUUAUGCUGGCAAAGUAAUGUACGAUGCUACACAGUGGUUAGAAAAGAACCGAGAUACAAUGCCUGCUGGUAUUGUAGAAUUAUUGAAAGACAGUAAAAACCAGCUUGUUAAAACAUUAUUUAAAGCUGAGAUAUCAAGAACUGGUACAUUAGCUCUUCAAGGUCGUCGAUCAGUUCGCUCUAGAAACAAUAAGAGUCGAAGUCGUAAAGGUCCUGUAGAAAUCGGAGAUGCGAAAAGGAAGGUCACCGUUGGAACACAGUUUAAGAGGUCUCUCAAUAUGCUGAUGGAGAAAAUGACCAAAUCUUCACCCAUAUUUGUCCGGUGUUUAAAACCAAAUCAUAAUAAAGAAGCUAAUGAUUUCAAUAUCCCUUAUAUGAAUCAACAGCUUUUAUAUACGGGUAUGUUACAAACAACAAAAAUAAGAAGAGAAGGUUAUGCUAUACGUCCAACAUUUCAAGAAUUUGUUGACAAAUAUAAAGUAUUAAUACACAAACACAAGUUACAAGGUACAGCUGCUAAUUGUCUGGAUAUUUUACGAUCUACAAAAAUGCCAGGCUAUUGUGUAGGGAAAACUAAAGUUUUUCUCAAAUACAAUCAUAUAGAGAAAAUGACUGAUAUACUGGCCAAGUUUGAUACUGCCGCCAUACAGCUUCAGAAACUUGCGCGUGGAUUUCUGGCCCGACGUGAAUGUAAAAUGCGCCGUUUAGCCGCUGAAAAGGAAGCCAAAGAGUUAGCCGCCCUAGCUUUACUAAUAGAACAACAGAAUGCUGCCUUGGCAGAACAAGAAGUCAAACAAAAAGAUCUGGAUAAAAAAAAGCAAGCAAAAAUUAAAUAUGGCGGCGGUGGUAUCGUACCACCACCAUUACCAGAUGUACCGGAGCCUAAACACAGUUCUUCUAUUGGAAUACAAAGUGAUUCUAACCUCAAAACAUUAUGCACACAGGGUACACAGAUGGAGGAGGGUGAUAGUUCGGGAUCAGAUGAUAUAUUAGGAGACGAGUUUGUUCAAAUUAAUAAGAAUGAUAAAUACGGUAAACCAGGAACAAAACAAGCCACAGAACGAUGGUUUGAAGAAACACAAGUUCAUCAAUUAAUUGAUAAAUCCGGGGGUAUUUUUGUAGAAUGGUUCCAUGGCGUCAUUUCCAGAAGUCAUGCUGAAAAAUUAUUGAAACAUAAACCAGUUGGUUGUUUUUUAAUCCGGGUUAGUGAGAGCAGAUUUGGUUAUUCUCUAUCAUUCAGGGUUGAAGACCGAUGUCGUCAUUAUAUGAUAGAUCAGCUGCCUAAUGGAAAGUUUAUAAUUGUUGGUGAGAAAAAAGUUCACCGCACGUUACUUGAUCUUGCCCAAUAUUACCAAGAGAAUCACAUAUCAAAUUAUGAUGGGUACUUAACAGAACCAUGUGGUCAAGAAACAGGAGAAUGUGAUUAUGCAGGUUUGAUGACGCAAGGCGUGUAUCAUAUAUUAGAAGAGCAAGGAAAUGGCGAGUAUUAUGAUAGAAUACCGGGAGGAGUGCCGAGGAAAGUUCCAGGGAAACAGAAGACAGAGACGUCACAGUAUUCUUUAGCUCGUACAGAAGAAUCAAAAAAUCGUCUUCUAAGAAAUCAGCAACAACAGCAUACUACAGCACAUCAGCGAUAUACAGCAACGCAAAAGAAGAAGUCUAAAGAUUAUGCAUACGUACUGGCCAAAUAGAACAAUCACAAUAUUGGCCUUUAAGCCAUUAAAGUCUAUAUACACCUCCAUAUCCUUUCUUAGCAAUCACAAUUUAAGAUAAUGUGGAGAUAUUUAUCGCAUGUUGACACAUUGUGAUAAUGCUAUGGGUAUUGUUAUUAAUGUUAUCCUGUAUCCAAGUUGUAAAACUAAGAUGUUGAUAUGUAAUUUUAUCAAGUAUUGUUAGAAACUAAAUUUUGACAUUGGACUUUGUAAAGUAUAACACCAACAUAAUAUCAAGAUAUUACUCAAUAUAUUAUAUUAAGUAUUAUACUGAAAUAAUAUAUCUUAAAUGUACAUAUUACGAUUUAAUUAUAUCAAAUAUUAUUAUAUCGUUGGCCGUAUGAUUCCAUUUUUCAGUUUGUAUAAUAUUUGAUGUCACAUCUUUCAGACUGUGGAGUUUGUAUUGACGACGAUCGAUCCGAUUAGUCAUUUAUAUUUGUUAUUGUUAUGUUUCUGUAUACACAUUCUUUCUAAUUAAAAUUAGUCCAUUCUCUCAUUCACAUUAAGGCCUAACGACAUAUUUAAGAAGUUUGUGUUCAUUUUAACAUCACUUGAGCUUUUUCUCACCAAAGAACAGACGCCUUGUUUUGAGCAGAAAUGGGGUGGGGGUUGGAUGGCCGAAUGGUUAGCACGUGCGCGCUGUAUCAUAAGGUCUGUCAUUGAGUCAACUGGCGUGGUUUCGAUUCCCCGGUUGUACUUGACAAGGAGGGUCGCCUGUCCAACCUUGUGGGUUAUCUCCGGUUCUCCGGUUUCCUCCCACUGCUAAAGACCCCUACGUGCACGCGAAUUAUUGAAAUAAAAUUGAACCAUUGUUUGUGUCGAGUGGACGUUAAACUCCAUUUUUCUCUCAUUUAGAGCAAACACACUGCCUAAAAUGAGACUCCAGGGAACCCAGGAUAUUAUAAGGAAGUGGUUAGAUCUGUAUUUAGACCAACUAAAAUUAACGGAACGAAAUUUUAAUCAAAUCUCUAGACAUUGGGCAUUGCAUUGCACACAUACACCCCCCCCCCCCCCGCCCGCUUCACGAUCCUCAUCGUUCAAUGCAUUUCAUCCCUCCGGAAAUCGUUAGAUUUUUAUUUAUUGAAGGCUGUUUGUUUGUAGAUUAAUUAUUUGUGUUGCAAUUUAGCCUAUUGUUUAAUUCUUGUUUUGUUUUAAAUAAAUCUAAAAAUCAA